AUGUAUCAAAAAGCAGUCAUUCAAAAUGUGGUAUCCACAGCCAGUCUGCUAGAAAAUAACAACAAGCUAGAUCUUAGGCAACUUGAAUCUAAUAUUCCUAAUGCUAAAUAUCGUCCUGAGCGCUUUUCUGCUCUAACAGCUAAGAUUAAAGAACCAAUAAUUGCUACAGCACUUCUUUUUUCUAAUGGACGAAUAGUUUGUGUCGGAACAAAAUCCGUAAAUGCCUCGAGAACGGCCUUAGGCCAUUUUGUCAAACUAAUUUCUGCAGCAUCAACAAUAUCAAUAAAUAUGCGAGAUUUUCGUAUUCAAAACAUCGUCUCUUCUUUUACAUUUGGAGGAUGCAUAAAUUUACCAGGUAUCUUAAUUGUUAUCUAUUUUUACCUUUUUAGCCUUAUAUGA
Molecule: messenger RNA, 399 nt
Organism: Meloidogyne enterolobii
Lineage: Eukaryota; Metazoa; Nematoda; Chromadorea; Rhabditida; Meloidogynidae
Source: the annotation of a GenBank genome assembly